AUGAAAGACCCUGGGAGCUUUCAAAUCCCCUGCAUCAUAGGGGAUAUUAGCAUUGAAAAAGCAUUAUGUGAUCUGGGAGCUAGCAUCAACCUCAUGUCCUUGGCCAUGAUGAAAAGAAUGAGAAUUGAGGAGGCCAAACCAACAAGAAUAGUACUUCAAUUAGCUGAUAGAACAUUCAAGUUUCCUCAUGGAGUGGUGGAGGACUUGUUGGUUAAGGUGGGUGAGUUCAUCUUCCCAGCUGAUUUUGUGGUACUUCAUAUGGAGGAAGAGGCUAACACAUCAAUCAUACUAGGGAGACCAUUCUUAGCCAUAGCUAGAGCUAUAAUUGAUGUGCAAAAGGGAGAGUUGGUCCUGAGAUUACAUGAAGAAAAGAUGGUGUUCAAUGUUUUCAAAGCAAUGAGCUACCCUAGGGAAUCCAUUGGUGAAUGCAUGAUGGUGGACACAAUGGAGAAGCUAGUUUAA
This is a messenger RNA of Arachis stenosperma, 462 nucleotides long. RefSeq lists its product as uncharacterized. Lineage: Eukaryota; Viridiplantae; Streptophyta; Magnoliopsida; Fabales; Fabaceae. The transcript has a single exon. The coding region runs from base 1 to 462 and encodes 153 amino acids. The record is from RefSeq and is a predicted model, not a curated record.